ACAGAUCUGAGGCUGGUGAGCAGCAGUGACUGUGCUGGGCGGCUGGAGGUUUUCUACAAUGGGACGUGGGGCAGUAUUUGCUCCAAUCAGAUGACUGGCGUCACCCCGACAAUUGAAUGCAAACAGCUGAACUGUGGAGAUGGAGUGCUAACUGCAGGAGAAUUUCAACGUGGGGAAGGUUCUGGUCCCACAUGGCUGGAUCAUGUUAAGUGCACUGAGCAGCACAGUUCCCUUUGGCAGUGUCCCUCAGGCCCAUGGAAAUGGCAGUCAUGUGAUUACCGAUCAGAAGAGACCCAUAUUAUUUGCAAUGGUUCUUCAAAUGGUGUGAUGAAGACAACAGCUUCACUGAUUAGAAGAGAAGCUCCUGCACUGCCUGGAGAUGUCACACAGGAGGAUUAUGAUGAUGUCAAAGAAGUUUCUGACCCCAAUGAUGACCACGGCCCUGGGCAGUGUGCCCGGGAAGUCACUGGAGCUCCAGGAGAGAGUGACAGGAACAGGGAUUCACAGACAGAUUGGAGUCUGCACUUGCUAAGAAGUGAAGAGGUCUCUGAAGCUGAGAGAAAUGCCCUGUCCCUGCUUCCUGGAGACCCAGGUUAUGAUGAUGUUGAAGAUGGGGUCUCUGGGACAUCACUAUAAGAAUGCUGAGUUCAGAUCAAAUGUCCUGUGAGGACAUAAAUGUUGUAUGAUUGGGCUAUUCUUCUCUCAAAUGCUUUCUGGGCCAUCGGGGCAUCAGAAACAAUCCCUACCUGGGAACUAGUUCAUACAGCUUUUAUAUUGGAGUUUUGUCCGCUGGCAAGAAAUAUGUGUGACUGAGACAGGGUCUGUGGUUUCCCCUGUAAUUCCCCAUUGAUCAGACUGUCUGGAACUGUCUUGCUUUUUUAUUCCUGCUGUUUUAUUUCUAACAUUUCUUCCCUGUGAAUUUUUAUUUUUUCUUAGUAAACAAUUUUUGAAAGAC
This is a messenger RNA of Chrysemys picta bellii (western painted turtle), 955 nucleotides long. Lineage: Eukaryota; Metazoa; Chordata; Testudines; Emydidae. The record is from RefSeq and is a predicted model, not a curated record.